ACCAAAAAAUCUCCCCCUCCCAAAAAAAGAAAAAGAAAAAAAAUCUUCCAUUUCCGUCUCCUUCUCUCUCUCUCCAUCUCUCUCUCUGGGUGUGUGUCUGUGUGGCAGUUUCCAUUUCUGUAAUCUGCCAAUUUCACCUCCACUUUCGCUGACCCAAAUUCCUCUCUCUCUCUUCCUUUCUCGCGAUUUCUGUUACCUGCCUAACGGAUUGUUCCCCCACCCCCCAGCAAUUUGAUUUGGGCAAAUGCAGCUCGGGUUCAGCUCAUAUUAGGGUUUUGAUUCGAGCUCAGCUGGUAGAUCCGCCAUCCCACCCCCGAGCUGCACGCCCCCCACCCCCAAUUCUCACCGGGGGAGAUCUCGCGUCUCUUUCAGUUCCUGAUCCUGUUGGAAACUCUUUUAUUAGCGUUGUGUUGGGAUAAAUCAUAGGAUGUGAUGGAAUCGUAGAGGCUUUUGAGCUGAUCGAUCGCUUUUCUUUGGGGAGAGAGUUCGAGCCCGUGUCAUCAUGGAUCAUGUUAUUGGGGGUAAAUUCAAGAUGGGCCGGAAGAUCGGAAGUGGAUCUUUCGGGGAGCUCUACGUCGGGGUUAAUAUACAGAGUGGGGAAGAGGUUGCUAUAAAGUUGGAGUCUGUCAAGACCAAACAUCCUCAGCUUCACUACGAGUCAAAACUGUACAUGCUUCUUCAAGGAGGAACGGGAGUUCCGCACCUCAAGUGGUUCGGAGUGGAGGGUGAGUACAAUGUCAUGGUUAUCGAUCUCCUAGGGCCUAGUCUCGAAGACUUGUUCAACUACUGCAACAGGAAGUUCUCUUUGAAAACAGUGUUGAUGCUGGCUGAUCAGUUAAUAAAUAGAGUGGAGUACAUGCAUUCGAGGGGGUUUCUCCACCGCGACAUAAAGCCUGACAAUUUUCUGAUGGGGUUGGGGCGCAAAGCAAAUCAGGUGUACAUCAUCGAUUAUGGCCUUGCAAAGAAGUAUAGGGAUUUGCAAACUCACAAGCACAUUCCGUAUAGGGAAAAUAAGAAUCUUACUGGCACAGCCCGAUAUGCAAGUGUUAAUACUCAUCUUGGAGUUGAGCAAAGCCGAAGAGAUGAUCUAGAAUCCCUUGGUUAUGUGCUUAUGUAUUUCCUAAGAGGAAGCCUUCCCUGGCAGGGUCUUAAAGCGGGGACAAAGAAGCAGAAAUAUGAUAAAAUCAGCGAGAAGAAGAUGCUAACCCCCAUAGAGGUGCUCUGCAAAUCGUAUCCCUCGGAGUUUGUAUCAUACUUCCAUUACUGCAGAUCAUUGCGCUUUGAAGACAAGCCAGAUUAUUCAUAUUUGAAAAGACUCUUCCGGGACUUAUUCAUUCGUGAAGGAUAUCAGUUUGACUAUGUAUUUGACUGGACUAUACUGAAGUAUCCUCAGAUUGGUUCGACCUCUAGAUUAAGGGCCACUGGACGAGCUGGUCAAUCUGGUGAAAAGCCGGAAAAGCAUUCAGUGGGCCAAGAAAUUCGCGACAAGUUAUCAGGUGCAGUUGAGGUAUUCACUCGUAGAAAUGCAUCGGGUGCUGGAGUGCAUGGUGAUCAUUCAAAGCAUAAGGCACCCGAGGAUGGUCCCUCCAAAGACGUGCAUGAUCCCGAGAGAGUGCGGACUUCUACUUCUCGACAUGGAAGCACAUCGAAGAGGGCUCUAGUCUCAAGCAGCAGACCGAGCUCUUCGGGAGAGCCGAACGACAGCAGAAUAAGUCGCCUGGUCUCAAGCAGCGGCCGCCUCUCCACGAGCCAGAGGAUUCUGGCUGAGUCUGAGCCCAGACUCUCCUCCCUCUCCCGGCCGACUUCGUCACGUGGAAUACGCGAUAAUCAGCUCCGUAGCUUCGAGCUCCUCACUAUUGGGUCCGAGAAAAGGAAGUGAUAAUUGGAGUGGGCUGUCCUGGUUUGUUCCUCUGAGUCCAAGAAAGAGAGUAUUUCUCAUGAUGUUGUUGCAUUGUUAUCUUCGAAAUUACGAGGACAUGGUGCUUCAUAAUUGUGACUGGUUGUGUUGUUGUAGAUUAAUGUUCGUGAAGUUUACUGUAAGGUUUUAUUUUGUUCCUUUGUUGAAGAGAGAAGACACUUGUACUUUUUCAAUCAAGGAUCACAAAGGGAAAAAAAAAAUUAAAAUA
Molecule: messenger RNA, 2126 nt
Organism: Punica granatum (pomegranate)
Lineage: Eukaryota; Viridiplantae; Streptophyta; Magnoliopsida; Myrtales; Lythraceae
Source: RefSeq, a predicted model, not a curated record